Nycticebus coucang (slow loris) is the source of this 2625-nucleotide messenger RNA. RefSeq names its product bone marrow stromal cell antigen 1 (gene BST1). The transcript has 9 exons. Lineage: Eukaryota; Metazoa; Chordata; Mammalia; Primates; Lorisidae. Gene Ontology annotation, molecular function: phosphorus-oxygen lyase activity; NAD+ nucleosidase activity. Gene Ontology annotation, biological process: positive regulation of B cell proliferation. The coding region runs from base 227 to 1153 and encodes 308 amino acids. Gene Ontology annotation, cellular component: plasma membrane. The record is from RefSeq and is a predicted model, not a curated record.
GCACCUCCCCAGGCUGGAAGUCUGUCUUCCGAUAAGCGGACUCUCCCGGCCUUUUCUCCGCCCUCGCGGCUUCUCUGGGGCUCCCUCCCGCGGGACUGGGCUGUCGGGGUGCCCCUAGCGCAGUCUUGGAACUGAAGGCGGCGAGGUGUCAGUUCCGGAGCCGCCUUAGUGGGAGGGGAGGAAGAGACUCCAGGAGGCGAGAAGCCGGGGGAAGCAAAGUCCCUGGAUGGCGGUCCCGGGGCUGCCCGUGCUGCUCCGGCUGCUGCUGCUGGCGGCGGGCGCGGGGGCCGCGCGGUGGACCGGGCAGGGCACCAGCCCGCACCUGCAGAGCAUCUUCCUGGGCCGCUGCGCAGACUACCUGCCGCUGCUGAGUCCGGAGCAGCGGAACAAGAACUGCACGGCCAUCUGGGAAGCCUUUGCAGUGGUGCUGGACAAGGACCCCUGCUCUGUGCUUCCCGAGGACUAUGACCUUUUCAUUAACCUCUCCAAGCACCCUAUUCCCAGAGACAAGACUCUGUUCUGGGAAAAUAGCUACCUCCUUGUUAAUAGCUAUGCAGGAAACACUCGUCGCUUUAUGCCUGUGAGUGAUGUUCUCUACGGCCGGGUUACAGAUUCCUUGAGCUGGUGUCGACAGAAUAACAGCGCUGGACUCGAUUACCAGUCCUGCCCUGCACCAGAAGAUUGUGAGAACAACGCCGUGGACUCCUUUUGGAAGAGGGCGUCUGUCCAGUACUCAACAGAUAGUUCUGGGGUGGUCUCCGUCAUGCUGAAUGGUUCAGAGCCAGAAGGAGCCUAUCCUGUCAGAGGUUUUUUUGCAGAUUUUGAAGUUCCACACUUGCAGAAGGACAAAAUCACUCGAGUUGAAAUCUGGGUUAUGCAUGAAAUUGGGGGACCCAAAGUGGAAUCCUGUGGGGAAGGCAGCGUGAAAAUCCUGGAAGAAAGGCUGAAGCAAAUGGGGUUCCGGCACACCUGCACGAACGAUCACCUGCCAGUGAAGCUCUUACAGUGUGUGGACCACAGCACUCAUCCUGACUGUGCCUUAAACUCGGCAGCAGUGUCCACUCAAAGAGAAGCCCUACUUCUUUAUGCAAAACGAGGCGCCAGCCUGAUCAUCCCCCUCUUGCUGGCUCUGGCUUCAGGAACUCAGAUGUAACUAGGAACUCAGCUGUGCCUUUCUAUCCAGACUCCUGCAGUCUGCCUUCCCCUCGUCAUUCCUGUUCUGUGUAUGCCAACUGAUUCCUUUGUCCAAAGAAACGCUUUUUCUGGGAAAACAAAUCCCUGAAAUGGUAUUUCAGGAACAAAAAAAUUACUGUCAUUCUAUUUAGCAGGCAAAAACUUUUGCAUCAGAAUUAAAGAAGUUUGCCGGGUGUGGUGGCUCAUGCCUGUAAUCCUAGCACCUUGGGAAUCUGAGGGGGGAAGAUCACUGAGUCCAGGAGUUUGAGACCAGCCUGAGCAAGAGCAAGAGCGAGACCCAGUCUCUACAAAAAGAAAAAAGAACCUGGUUAUGGUGCAGGCACCUACAGUCAUAGCUCCUCAGGAGGCUGAGGCAGGAGGAUGCCCUGAGCCCACGAGUUUGAGGUUGCUGUGAGCUAUGAUGAUGCCACAGGACUCUAGCCCAGGCAAUAGAGUAAGACCUGUUUCAAAAAAAAAAAUUAAAGAAGUGCUUGUCUGUCCUAAAGCAAAAGAUUUAAAACUUCUUAUUUUUUUAUUUUUAAAAUGGCACCAAGCAUUGGAAUCCAGACUGCUGUUGAUGUAAUCAAACAUUUUUAUCCAGUUCUGGUAGAACUGUAUUUUAUAUCAUCUAGAUUUUCCUAUAUCCUCAGCAGGGCAUACUGUAUGCUUGUUGGUAGCUAUAUAAAUGUGCACAUAUAUAUUUGGCAUGUGAAAGUUUAUGUAUAGAGAUGUUCAUUUAAUGGUCAUAUCUAAGGAGGGGAAAACCCAAAAUGUUCAAUAAUAUUUACAUAUGUACUGAACCCGUUUGGAACUGUUUGCAUAAGAUUUAGUAUGUCUGUAGGAAGGGCUGUCAUUCAACAAGUAAAAGUCAUGUUUACCAGCUCAGAUGUUUGUCAGCUGGUGAAUGGAUAAACUAGUUGUAGUCAAUCUAUGCCAUAGAAUAUUACUGAGCAAUACAGGUAACUGUUAUUGAUACAGGCAACCAUUUAGUUCAAACUCAGAUGCAUUAUGUCAGGUGAGAGGCUCCAGGCCAAAGGUGACAUACUGUGUGAUUCUGUUUACAUGAUGUUCUGGAAAAGGCAAAACUGUAAGAACGAAGAACAGGUCAGUGGUUGUGGGCAGGGGAGAUUGUCAGCACUUGAGGCAAGGCCAGUUACACAGCACAGUGAGAGGAGGGGACUUUGGGGAGUGAGGAAACCGUCCUGCAUCCUGCCUGAAAUCGGGCUACAUGACUCUGGGGCUUUGUCAACAUUCACGGGCCUGUACAGCAAAAAAGAGCAAAUCUGAUUGUAUGUAAAUUAAAAAGAAAACUUUUCAAUGAAUAUUUAACCACAUAGGAAAAUGUCAAUGAUAUAUGUAAGAUGAAAGAUUUAAAACUUCUUUAUUGUGUGACGCAAAUGCUAAAAUUCAAUAAAAUUUAAUAAAUUAUAUUAUAAAUGUGUAUUUAUAUGA